Molecule: messenger RNA, 264 nt
Organism: Protopolystoma xenopodis
Lineage: Eukaryota; Metazoa; Platyhelminthes; Monogenea; Polystomatidea; Polystomatidae
Source: the annotation of a GenBank genome assembly
AUGAAUACGGUCAACUGCCAUCUUAAUUUCAAUUGCUCGAUGCUUCAUUUACCCUACACUUCGUUACUCUGCCCGGCCAUUCGCGUCCACCGCAUGCCUCCACACAACUCGCCUCUACCCUCCCUUCAAAGCCCUCUUCGCUCGGACACACCCGCCGCGGAGAUGUGCCUCUUUCCUGGCCGGCCAUCGCGAGCACCAACAACACUGCAUCUACCUCCACCUCACUUGCGCACCCCACAACCAGCACACAGACCACACAUUUAA